Molecule: messenger RNA, 999 nt
Organism: Oppia nitens
Lineage: Eukaryota; Metazoa; Arthropoda; Arachnida; Sarcoptiformes; Oppiidae
Product: chymotrypsinogen A-like
Exons: 4
Coding region: 16-999 (327 amino acids)
Biological process (GO): proteolysis
Molecular function (GO): serine-type endopeptidase activity
Source: RefSeq, a predicted model, not a curated record
UCGGCUGUUGUGUGGAUGACUGGCCAACACUCGGAUAUUGUUGACUAUCCGAACGUAACGCUCGACAGGUGUGGUAUCGGACGUCAGUCACUGUUGUUGACUAAAGAUGUCGGACAUUGUCUUAAAUGGUAUAACAGAUCAUCACUUAUGUUGAGUGAAGUACAGUACGGACGGGUGGCUGAACCGGGAGAGUGGCCAUGGAUUACAUACAUUGAAGUAACACUAAAAUAUGAUAGUUGGCUUUGUUUUAAUGAUUGCUAUAGAAGUAUAUCGGGAACAGGAGUUAUACUAAAUAAACAAUGGAUUAUUACUGCCGCACAUGUACUAUUUAUGAUCAAAAAUGAGUAUAAAGACUACAAAAUCGAUAGUAUUGUUGUCUAUCCGGGAAUCAAUGAUAAACGUGUUUUAGGAAAAUCAUAUGAAUCGGACAAACAUUUUGUAAAUCCUGUAUACGAGUACUCACAUAAUACUGGUGACGACAUUGGAUUGAUUAAACUGAAAGAGGAACUACCGAUACCCACACCCAACAACCCAUUAUCAACAGCACCAGUAGUACAACAAUCGGACAAUCAAUUCAUGUAUACAACACAAACAAUGAAUAGUAUUUGUUUGCCAAAAGAAAGUCUAACUAAUUUUAGACAAGAGUUUGCAUUGUUUGCCGGUUUUGGACUUUUAAAUAACAGUCAACCAAAUGAGGAUCGGCUGAGAAUGGGUUGGACAAGGAUUUCAGGACAAAUGUCUAAUACUACCGAUGAAUACGGAAAAUGUAUUAUUGGAUUAAGAGAUCCCGAAUAUACGGGAUCGGCUCUUUGUAAAGGUGAUUCUGGUGGUCCACUCAUACAAUACAUUAAUGAUAGGGCUGUCCUAAUUGGUAUACAAGUCGAAGUUGAUGCAUUAAAGGGACAGUCGUGUACGGGAUUAACAACGGAUAGUCUAAUGUAUUUUGUUAGGAUAGCCCAUCAAAUAUCAUGGAUUGUACGCACUGUUAGCCGAAACUAA